CUCCCACCGGUGAGAGACUUCAGACUCUCCCACUCUCUUCUCCCCCCUAAUUAUCUCUCUCUCCCUACCACGUCGUCUUCUCUUCUCUAUCUUCUCCGCCUCCGGGAAGAAGGACAAGAGGAGUAGGAGCUCCAGUUGCAUGGACAAGGGCCACCUCGGUGGUGGCGGAGGAGGAGGAGGUGGGCUGCUCGCUCUGGACGCGUCGCCGCGCCCGCUCGGCUUCUUGAACCUGCUCUCCCCGCCGCCGUUCCACAGGUCGACCAUGGAGGCCGACGACAGCGGCGGUGGCGGCGGCAGGGCACGCAGGUCCGUCGAGGUGGACUUCUUCUCCGACGAGAAGAAGAACAUGAAGAAGAGCCGUGUCUCGGGCGGCGUCGCCGCCGAGGCGGACGACGCCAAGGGACCCGCCGCCGCCGGCCUCGCCAUCAAGAAGGAGGACCUCACCAUUAACGUUAGCCGCCGCCGCCUUCUUCGCUCGUCGAUCGCCAGACACCUGUUUAACUCACGGCGAUCUAACGCGUGUGCUCGUCCGUGUUCGUUGCAGCUUCUUCCCGCCGGGAACAACGCGAGGAGCGACCGGUCGAUGGUGGUCGACGACGACGCGGCGUCGCGGCCGGAUCACGAGGAGAAGAGCCGGAGCAGCAACGAGCUCGCGGCGAUGCAGGCGGAGCUGGGCCGCAUGAACGAGGAGAACCAGCGGCUCCGGGGGAUGCUGACCCAGGUGACCACCAGCUACCAGGCGCUGCAGAUGCAUCUCGUCGCGCUCAUGCAGCAAAGGCCUCAAAUGAUGCAGCCUCCGACCCAGCCGGAGCCACCUCCGCCUCACCAGGAUGGCAAGGCCGAGGGCGCGGUCGUGCCGAGGCAAUUCCUCGAUCUGGGCCCGUCCUCCGGCGCCGGCGGCGAGGCGGCGGAGGAGCCGUCCAACUCGUCGACGGAGGCCGGCAGCCCGCGUCGGUCGUCGUCUACCGGCAACAAGGACCAAGAACGUGGUGACAGCCCGGACGCGCCGUCGACGGCGGCGGCGUGGUUGCCGGGACGCGCCAUGGCGCCGCAGAUGGGCGCCGCCGGCGCGGCGGGCAAGAGCCAUGAUCAGCAAGCCCAGGAUGCCAACAUGAGGAAGGCCCGCGUCUCCGUUCGCGCGCGAUCCGAAGCGCCAAUCAUCGCCGAUGGGUGCCAAUGGAGGAAGUACGGUCAGAAGAUGGCGAAGGGAAACCCUUGUCCACGCGCGUACUACCGCUGCACCAUGGCCACCGGCUGCCCGGUGCGGAAGCAGGUGCAACGGUGCGCGGAGGACCGGUCCAUCCUGAUCACCACGUACGAGGGCACGCACAACCACCCGCUGCCGCCGGCCGCGAUGGCGAUGGCGUCCACCACGUCGGCGGCGGCGUCGAUGCUUCUGUCGGGGUCCAUGCCGAGCGCCGACGGCGCCGCGGGGCUCAUGAGCUCCAACUUCCUGGCGCGCACCGUGCUGCCGUGCUCGUCCAGCAUGGCCACCAUCUCGGCGUCGGCCCCGUUCCCGACGGUCACGCUCGACCUCACCCACGCGCCGCCGGGCGCGCCGAACGCCGUGCCGCUCAACGCCGCGCGGCCGGGCGCGCCGGCGCCGCAGUUCCAGGUGCCGCUGCCAGGCGGAGGGAUGGCGCCGGCGUUCGCCGUGCCGCCGCAGGUGCUGUACAACCAGUCCAAGUUCUCCGGCCUGCAGAUGUCCUCCGAUUCAGCCGAGGCCGCCGCCGCCGCCGCCGCCGCCGCGCAGUUCGCGCAACCGAGGCCGCCGAUCGGGCAGCUGCCUGGCCCUCUCUCCGACACCGUCAGCGCGGCGGCGGCGGCGAUCACCGCUGACCCCAACUUCACGGUGGCGCUCGCGGCGGCGAUCACGUCCAUCAUAGGCGGCCAGCACGCGGCGGCAGCUGGCAACAGCAACGCGAACAACACCAACACCAACACCACGAGCAACACCAACAACACAAGCAGCAACAACACGACGAGCAACAACACCAACAGCGAGACGCAGUAAAAACGAGUUCGGAUCAGUAAUUUUCACAUAGAUUUCCAAGUUUUUACUCUUCUUUGUUCAGGAUAGGUUCUUGAUUUCUCUCCUUUGGUUUCGAUAGCUCGGCCGAGCUGUGCAGUGGGCACAUGGUAUACACUUUCUUUUUUCUUCUCCACUUUCCUGGUUUUGCAGCAGCAAAAAGUUGUAUUAAUUCAUUGCUUUUUCUUAGUUCUUUUUCUACCGCAAAAACAGCUGUUGAUACUUCGCAGUAAGUAAUAAUCAGUACAAUAAUAAGUAUAAUAAUAGCAUCUUCCUGAGAAUUAUGUACACUUGUCAAAGCAACAAAACAAAAGAAACAAUGACAGCUUACUAGAUCCCUCUUUUCUA
Messenger RNA from Oryza sativa Japonica Group (Japanese rice), 2377 nucleotides. Its product is annotated as probable WRKY transcription factor 31. Gene Ontology annotation, biological process: regulation of DNA-templated transcription. Gene Ontology annotation, molecular function: sequence-specific DNA binding; DNA-binding transcription factor activity. The record is from RefSeq and is a predicted model, not a curated record. Lineage: Eukaryota; Viridiplantae; Streptophyta; Magnoliopsida; Poales; Poaceae.